Sycon ciliatum is the source of this 2555-nucleotide messenger RNA. Its product is annotated as cdc42-interacting protein 4 homolog. The record is from RefSeq and is a predicted model, not a curated record. The transcript has 14 exons. Gene Ontology annotation, molecular function: protein binding. Bases 352 to 1941 code for a protein of 529 amino acids. NCBI's taxonomy places the organism in Eukaryota, Metazoa, Porifera, Calcarea, Leucosolenida, Sycettidae.
CGGCCAGGGGCAAGAUUUGUUGCGGGAAGACCUCUGAUCGGAAAGACAACCUCAAAAGGUGGAAGUAACAUUAGCUGAAGUGUCUCGCGCCACCAGUGACCUUGGAACUAACUUGCAGAAGUCGAGGUGGAGAAACACUGCGAAGUGAACACAUCGGAGCUUUUGGAAAGACGAAUGUGGUUUCCUUGCCUUGAAGAAGGCUCGGAUCCUGUUGUUGGUUUUUAGCUCAGGGCAAAUUUGGCUGUGUGACCCUCACAUCACCGUUUCGACGGUGUAGAGUUUAGGUUAGGACUUUCUCACCGAAUUUUCACACAAGGGAGAGGUGGUGUCGAGAGAGAGGCACGUCCGGCCAUGUGGAGCACAGACCUUUGGGAUCAAUAUGAUGGCGUCUGUAGCCACUUGGACACUCGCGUCGAUCAAGUCAAACGGAUCUCAGCGUUCGUCAAGGAUCGGAUCAAGGUCGAGCAGGACUAUGCCAAGGAGUUGAGGAGGUUGUCCAAGUCUUACAAUAAAAUGAAGCCAGAAGAGACAAAGUUUCCGUCGACGGAAUGCUUUUCGAAGAUCGUGGCUCAUGCCGAUGAGCUGGCUCAGCAUCACGAGUCCUUCAGCACCAAGCUACAGUCGGACGUUUACGACGCCCUCAAGAAGCUGACUGUCGACCAGACCAAAGAGAAGAAGACGAUGAUGACAGAUGCGACCAAGCAGCAGGCGGGCUACACCUCUGCGUUAGCCAGCAAUGACAAGAUGAAGAAGAAGUACGAGAGUGCGCAACAAGACUCUGAUAAGGCCCAUCUGGCAUACACAAAGGCAGACGCAGACAUGACUCUGUCUCGUGCCGCCGUCGAAAAGUUCCGCAAAACCUCAGACCUCAAACAGGUUGAGGCGGACGAGGCGAAGUCCAACUUCCAGAAAUCCAUCGACGAGACAAACAAAGUACAAAAAGAACACUAUCAUACCAAGAUGCCAGAAACGUUCAAGCAAUUCCAACAGCUGGACGAGACGCGAACAAAGGAGAUGAUACAGCAAUUCGUCCGGUACAUCAGCCUCGAGUCUGAGCUUAUGCCACUCUACACGGAGUCUGAGCAGAAGUGCAAGACUCAGCUGCAGGCCGUCAACCCGGACGAGGACUCGCGUGUGCUGGUGGAUGAGCUGCAGAGCGGCUUCACCAUUCCCACCGAUAUCGUCUUUGAGGAAAUGUCAAGCGCCCCACAGCCGGAGAAGUCGGACCGGCGCUCGAAGAAGGCCUCCGUACCGACCUCCUUGAUUAAAGCAGCUGGCAGUAAGAAAAACAGCAUCUGUGAAGAGUCUGUGGACUUAUUCGACGGCUUGCCACCCGCCAAGCGGAAGAAGAAGCUAAACUCGAGAAUCAGUGACCUGAAGACUUCUGCCAAGAAGGAGGAGGCUGAACUGAAAGCCCUGGAGAAGCUCACCUCCGUCUACACGGCAAACCCCAGCCUCGGCGAUCCCAACGUCGUCCAGCAGAAGAUCGCGCCGGUCAUAGCACGCGUGGACGGCUUCAACGAUGAAAUGUACAAGCUGGAGUGUGCUUUGGCUCAGAUGGAGAAUCGUGAUCCACCAACCGCCCCUUCCAGUGCAGCAAACAUGCUGACAACACGCACAUCAAUCUCAUCGAGUGCCAGCGACUUCCUCAACGUACAGUCCAACUCGGUUAACUCCGUUGCUGAUCAAAGCGACGAGUUUGAUGACAGCGUAGGUGAAGUGAAGAAGAGCGGGUCAAUGGCAUGGGGUGACGACUUUGCUGACCCAGGCCAGCAAAAAUGCACUGUACUAUACGACUUCCAAGCAACGUCCGGCUCUGAACUGUCCGUAUCGGUCGGCGAGACUCUCGAACUCGUCCAGGACGACGGCAGCGGAUGGAUCAGCGUUCGCCGUGGAGAUGCCCAGGGUUACAUUCCCCUGAGCUACGUGGAUAUGUCUUAACGGCAUGUCACACACACCACAGACACCCGAUCUUGUUUAAACCAACUCUAUCAUACCUCUUUACUAAUUUCUCACAAUUUUUUUCGCUGAGUUAGUUCGCAUAUGCAUAAAAGAGCCAGCGCGCCUGUUUCUUGAGAUUUACCCGCAGCCGGCCCCAUGAUUGCAGUAUGGUGGCUAAGCGAGAUUGAGAUAGCACUUAGUCCAGGCUAUGUGUGCAGCACGCAUGCACCUUCUCUCAAAUCAUGUGUCGCAAUCAAGCUGACUGUGCAUGUGGCUUUGCUGAGUUACCCUGUGCUGCCGCGCGGCUGUGUGUGCCAAACCGUUUUAUUUCGUCCGGGGCCUCCCCGCGCCAGUUAAUUUCCGACGUGGAUGUGUUAGCAUACUACAAGCAGUCCCUUUCCGUUUUCUUGUCUUGCAUGGAUUAGAAGUCCUUGGGAAUCGUUCCUGGCUACAUUCCGCCAUCAGCCUGCUGCGCAAAUGUCAAUGCUCCGAGACAAUGAUCUGUACGAGGUGAUUUGGCUUUUUUUAACAUGGUUGUAAAAUCACGUUUUUUCAGCCACUUCUAGGCAAGCUACGUCCAAAUGAAUUGUUGCAAGUGGAAGUGCUAUCCUUCA